Molecule: messenger RNA, 1793 nt
Organism: Meleagris gallopavo (turkey)
Lineage: Eukaryota; Metazoa; Chordata; Aves; Galliformes; Phasianidae
Source: RefSeq, a predicted model, not a curated record
AUGGCAAAAGCAACAGUAAAAGAAAACGCGUUUUUCAAGAGCUCCUCAGAUUUUUACAUGUUAAAUUCCACUAACAUCCAAGAGAAACAGUCCUUUCCUAUCUGCCCACGGAGCAACGUUAAAAAACUGCAACAAGUCACGCGUAAGAGACGAAAAGCACUCCCAAGUACUCACCCCGCUGUCCGCUCGCUCUCGACUCAGCGCGCUCCGGGAGCGGAGCCGGAGGUGAGCGCCUCUCCUCUCCGCAGCCCCGCGGACGCUCCCGCAGGGGACGGUUCGGCAGCGGGUCCGAAAGAGCUGCAGGGAACUCCCGCCUCCGACUCUCCAAGCCCGGCAUGUGCCCGCAGCCCCGUCCCUCCGGAGCGGCAGGUUCUCCUCCUCCUUCCCCGCCUCCUCCACCCCCGGGCGGCUUUCUCACUGGGAUGCUCAGCACCCCCCGCACCUCGGGCUUCCCCCGGCGGCGCCGCACCGGGAGCACCGGCGGCUCUCUCCUCGCUCCCCACCUGCUGCUACCGGAGGAAAUCCGGAGCCCGCGGGAGGGAAGCGGUGCCCGGCGGCGAUACCGGCUGCGGUUCCGUCGUUCCCUUUAACUCCUUCCCUUCCCCGCCGGAGGGAAGCCCGGAGCACCGGUGGGGAGCUGUAGAGGGAUGAGCGUAUGGCACGCGUAGGGGGUCUGCUCCUAUGGGUAUGAAGGGCUGAAUGGGACCUAAGAGGUGUGUUUGCAGGUGCGAACUUAUGGAUGUGGAUGGAAUGUGGAGGGUUCUGUGCAGCCCAUCACCCACUGCCCCAUCCCUGCAGUGGGAAGACUCUGCCUCCCCCACCUCAUCCCAGGGCCUGACUCAGGCUGAUGGACUGCCCUGGGAUGUCCAGACCCAGGGGAUUUAGUUUGAUAAACCUGUUACCAUUAAUUGCGUUAAGUGCUAAAGUAGUCUAGGAAAAAGAACAAAUGAGAGAUGGGGACAAACUGAAACCUCUUCCAUACCAAGGCUUUGGAACUGCUGGUUUGUAACAAGAGACCUUGAAGAGGAGGGACUGGAAAAUCAGGAGCAUGGAAAACUUAAAGCCUUUUUAUUGUAGUAUUUUAAAAGUUUUUCUGUACACACUUUAAAAAAAAAAAAAAUCAUCUAAAAUGAACUUACAGCCAGGCAAUAUAAACUCACAAAGAUGGACAUACAAAAAGCCCAGGUUCCAGGGAUAAAACCUCUCCUUUCUGUUUUCUCACGUUCUUCUGGGCUGCCACUACAACGUUGCUAGGCACCAUCAGUGUGGUUCCGAACUGCAAAGGAAAGGGGAAGGCACUGUCUGCAGAGGACUUGCCUCCUCCCCAGGCUCAGAAAUGCCUCUAGGGGCAAUGGAGCAAACCACAGGUUCUAAUUCUUCCUCCCUACUCCAUUUCCACCAACCAGCAGACAUUUUGCAGAAACGUGGACAAGAUAAGCAAGCCCCAGCAAAGCCGCAAUGACAGGAGCUUAGUAUUCACAGAGACCUCAGUGUCUCAGUGAAUCCUGGGGUGAUUUUUUCAGCCAGUGACAGAGGAUGUAUGUGUCUUGCAACACCAGCAACAGGCAGCACAAGAUGCUGCUUUCUCCUGGUGCAUCAUUGUCUUGCUGAGCACAACCUCUGCAAAGUGAGAGCCUCUGCCAUAUGAAUCUACAAAAAGCCACAGCUGUCCCUUUUGACUCUUCCAGGUAGAGUAGAAGCUGAAUGAAUAAGAAUUGCUGCUGCCUUGUCGUGAGGAAGCUGUCUGCUUGCAGUGAUGAUUUUCUUACUCCUAAUGCCCUUAACUUGAUCAU